Messenger RNA from Populus nigra (black poplar), 1494 nucleotides. Its product is annotated as protein BTR1. Bases 197 to 1138 code for a protein of 313 amino acids. The record is from RefSeq and is a predicted model, not a curated record. Gene Ontology annotation, cellular component: cytoplasm; cytosol. Gene Ontology annotation, biological process: regulation of gene expression. Gene Ontology annotation, molecular function: mRNA binding. NCBI's taxonomy places the organism in Eukaryota, Viridiplantae, Streptophyta, Magnoliopsida, Malpighiales, Salicaceae. The transcript is spliced from 9 exons.
AAUAAUUAAAAAAAAAACACAAGAGGCGAAAACCAAUCUAGAAGCGAAACCACCAUGGAUAAGUGAGAGAGAGAGAGAGAGAGAGAGAGAGUUGUAAAUCUGCAUUUCUCAUUCUACAAAUACCACUAGGCACAGGCACCUUCAAAAACCUCUACCAAAGUAAUUUGAUAGUUUCUGUUUUAGAAGAUAAGGAGAAAUGGAAUCGACGGAGUCGUCUUACGUCUCAUCACCGGAGCAACUGCAGAAGAGAUCUCCUCCACCGCCUGCAUCGCCGCCUUCAGAUUCAGAAGAGAAGCCGACUUAUACCAGGUUUCUCGUGUCAAAUGCGGCAGCUGGUUCUGUGAUUGGAAAGGGUGGUGCAACAAUUACUGAUUUUCAGUCACAAUCUGGAGCGAGAAUUCAGUUGUCGAGAAAUUAUGAGUUUUUUCCGGGAACAUCUGAUAGGAUAAUUAUGGUAUCAGGAGGAAUUGAUGAUGUGUUGAAGGCCGUGGAACUUAUAAUUGCUAAAUUGCUCAGUGAGAUUCCCGCUGAAGAUGGAGAUGAAGCUGGACCAAGAAUGAGAGUGAGAUUGGUUGUUCCAAAUAGUGCUUGUGGUAGCAUUAUUGGGAAAGGAGGGUCCAUUAUAAAGUCAUUUAUUGAAGAGUCCCAUGCUGGCAUCAAGAUUUCUCCUCUGGAUACCAAAUUUUUUGGAUUGACUGAUAGGCUGGUUACAGUAACAGGAACUCUAGAGGAGCAAAUGCAUGCCAUUGAUUUAAUUUUGUCUAAGCUAACCGAUGAUCCUCAUUACUCGCAGACUAUGCAUGCUCCAUUUUCAUAUGCAGCAGCGUACAAUUCAAUGAACCAUGGGCCAAAUGGGGCUGCAGUAAAGUUUCAGCAUAACAAGGAUGAUAUUACCAAUUCUGUGACCAUUGGUGUUGCUGAUGAGCAUAUUGGAUUGGUUGUUGGUCGUGGAGGAAGAAAUAUAAUGGAAAUUAGCCAGACUAGUGGAGCCAGGCUAAAAAUAUCUGACAGAGGUGAUUUCAUGUCUGGAACAACUGAUAGGAAAAUUACAAUCACUGGAUCACAGAGGGCCAUCCGUGCUGCUGAGGACAUGAUAAUGCAGAAGGUAUCCUAUGCUUCUGAGAGGGAGACAGAUUAGCCAUCAAGCAUUCUGAAUUAUUCUCGUUGCAAAUUUUUCUGUGGACCUUGCAAUUUCUUUGUUUAUUUGGUGUUCCCUGAAUUUAGUAAGCAAUUCAAAAUCUGUGAUGGAAGGAGGAAGAAGGAAUGAUUCUUCAGGUUUCUAUAGGAAAUCCUUCACAGGGUACAAAUUCUGUUUCUGGAAACAGUUGUUGGAUUAGGCUAUUUUAGCUUGUCUGAUUAUUAGAUUUACCCAUGUUUAUCUCCUUGAUACAGUUGUAACUUUUAAAUUAUUACAUGUUUUACGCCUGAGCUAUGUUUUCAAAGGAUACUUCGCUAUAGUUAAAAUGGAAAUUUGCUGAACCAUUUCCUUGGACA